Messenger RNA from Aethalodelphis obliquidens (Pacific white-sided dolphin), 6727 nucleotides. RefSeq names its product zinc finger protein 605 (gene ZNF605). The transcript is spliced from 7 exons. The record is from RefSeq and is a predicted model, not a curated record. NCBI's taxonomy places the organism in Eukaryota, Metazoa, Chordata, Mammalia, Artiodactyla, Delphinidae. Gene Ontology annotation, molecular function: DNA-binding transcription factor activity, RNA polymerase II-specific; RNA polymerase II cis-regulatory region sequence-specific DNA binding. Bases 2757 to 4781 code for a protein of 674 amino acids. Gene Ontology annotation, cellular component: transcription regulator complex; chromatin; PcG protein complex. Gene Ontology annotation, biological process: regulation of transcription by RNA polymerase II.
ACUCAACAUUUGGGGUUCCACUGACUCAGUGUCUAGUCAGUGGAUAGACCGUGGAGGUUACCGAGUGGGGUUUGGAGGAGCCAGUGGUGGGGUUUCUUGGCCUUGGCAUUGAGAAGCCUGUGGAGGUCAGACGGCUCUGGGGUCAUAAUCAACCAGGUGGUCCGUAAGGCGGCCUGUGGCUGGUGCGCAGGGCUGAGUGACGGAGAGCCCGCCGUGACCGGGAGUCAGGGGUUCUGUGGGUGUCUGAUCGUGGGUUGGCUGUGGAGAGACUUUGGGGUUCUUUGAUUCACACACUUCUGUGGAUUGGUUUUGUCACUGGUGGUUGGUGAUGGGGGGGGCCUUGCUAGAGGAGCCGAUGGGGACUCACAGUGUGUGUAAUUGACGGCCCAGACCCCCUGGGGGGGCAUUGGGCACAUGGGCUUUAUGGAGUCGAUGGUUGUGUGUCCUGGAGACUCGUGUGUCCAGUGAUCUGGGGGCUGCGGGUUCUCGGGGGGUCAGCCAGUGUGAUUGAGGCGGUCUUUGGAACCGCAUUUGAGGGGCUUUGGGUGUUGGUGAUUGCGGGGCCUUUAAGGGUGGUGUUUUGGGGUUUGGGUGAGUCCUUCGUUGGCCCAGGCAAGACAACGUGGUGACUUCCGUUCAGUAACCGUGUUGUCCUUUGCUCUUUGGCCCCUCUCACCCGGCGUGUGCAUGGCUGUGUUGGUCAGUGAUGGCUCCUUUUACUUGAACAUUGCCUUGUUGAAAAGUACUCAGAGACCCCACCAGCUAGGAGUCCCCCCCACCCGCUUGCUCCAGCCCUUUGUGUCAAUGCUCGUUGCCGGGCGUGGCUGGCCUGUAGCCUUCCGGGGCCGGCCCCGCCUCCUCAGAGCUCGGCUCAAAGUCAUCUGCAAGGAGUGCCCUCCACCCACCCACUCCUCUGGUGCAUCUGAAGUUUCUUCUGCGCGCUCUCACAGUCUGAAAUUAUUUUACUUACUUGUGUGUCUGUUUCCCAUCCUAAAGAGCAGGGACUGUCUGUCCUGUUUAGUGGUCUCUCCCACGUGCCCGGAACAGGGCCUGGUAGUAAGAGGCCUUCAGCAAAUUGCUGCUUUCUUGGCCCGUAAAUGAGACUGUGAGUGUGUGUCUAGGGCUGCAUUAGUGUGUGAGUGGGAUCUGAUGUGGAUGUGAGAGCACAGUGCAGGAGUAUGUUGGGGUCCUGGGGGAGGAACCAGGGUGACCGUUCGGGGUGUUAGUACAGUUGGCACGUCCCCUUUUCCAGAGGAGAAGCUACAGGUCUCCUGUGCAUCAACCCAAAAGGGGUCCAGACAAGAUAGAAGCUUCCAGGGCAGGUGGGCCUGUGUCUCAGGGGCCUCAGGUUUGGAAAGCAGUGACUCUGGGCUCUCUUUUCACUGGGCCUCCUAGACCAUCGGGACCUGCCCGUGCCCAGGAGCUCCCUGUGCAUCUCGGGAAGAGGCGCUUCUCCUUUGGGUGUCGCUCUCUGCUCUCCCAGGACGUUUUUCGUGAGAGACCUGUUCUCGUGCACCAUACUGUUCACUCUGGUCUCAGGAGAGUCCGGUUUCACUCAGGGAAUCUGACCUUUGUGUCUGCUGCCCCCCACGCGUGGGCAGAACGCAUGCCAUCCUUCUCCAUUCCCACUUGUAGAGGUCUUCCUGCCCUGGACGCCCUCGCUCUGCCCUCUGCCACUGUUUCACGUCAAAUUUCAGAAUCCAGCCUGUCUGUCCAGAUGGGCUGGUUCUUGACUCUCCGAAGGAUCUUCAGCACCUGGGGAGCACUGGGACCUGCCCUCCCUCCCUGGCCUGUGUCCUCCCUCGGUUCGUUAAAGGACGAAGAGGGAGAUGUUUAAGGCCCUCGAGAGACGGUGCCAGGAGCUGAUCCAUUGUCCGCCUGGCGUUGAGUAGCAUUCCUGGGUUUCCUUUCCUCUUUCCCUUGCUGACCGAGGGUGUGGGGCUCCCGAGCGGGUGGUCUGAUUCCAGCCCUCAGCCCAGCUCUAGGGGUGGGCAAGAAGGGCCUCAAAGGGGCCAGUGUUCUCUCCACUCUUGUUAGCUGCCCGGGAGCAAAACCUGGCAGUCUGCUAACACCAGGGCGUAACUUGCUUCCCUCAUUUGUGGAGGACGAGUCCACCCAUCUCUCUUUGUUCCACUGGGACCCUGAGGAUACCUCCCUCCUCUCCCCCCAUUCUUUGUUAGAACAAGGGGCUCCUGCUCUAGAUCUCCUGUAGCUAUUACGUUCUCUCCUUGCUCAGCUUACUUCGCGGAAAGGUGCCCACUGGCCAUCCACCAUGUCGGCCUUCCUCUCAGCCUGUCCGCCUGUGGGGACCAAGCCGGGAGAACAAAUUGCCACAGGUGUACCCUCAUGAAGGAAGUCACAUCCCUGUGUGACCCUGCUGUGAGCCCGUGGAGUCCUUGACCCUGAUCCGGUAUCCGGCUGGUGUAAGUGCCUGGUUCACUCCACAGCGGUGGAGACAUUGAAAGUGGCUGAUUUUGGAGUAGAGAGCCAGCACCCCAGGCCAUUGCCCGUUCCCUGUCCUGCCUAGAAGUGAGUGGCGUUUUACUCUGUAGUACCUGUGCCAGUGGUUUCAUCUAAGUGCCCCCGGGAAAAGGUGCUGCAGGGCCAUGGCCCUCAGGAGCACGAAAACUCAUGUGAAAUAAGAAAGAAGAGGCCUCAGGACUCGGGGUGCAUUCCCAGUCCACAGACCUUUGACCAGAGGCCUUUUUCCAGAGCAUCAGGACAGAGCAGAGCAGAUUUCCCAGGACCGGGGGAGAAUGGUCAAGUCACAGAUAUCAUUUGAGGAUGUGGCUGUGGACUUCACGUUGGAGGAGUGGCAGCUGCUUAAUCCUACUCAGAAGACCUUGUACAGGGAUGUGAUGUUGGAGAACUAUAGCAAUCUAGUUUUCUUGGGUUAUCAAAUGAUCAAACCUGAGGCGAUUUUCAAACUGGAGCAAGAAGAGCCGUGGAUAUUAGGUGAAGAAAUCCUAAGUCAGAACUUUCCAGAAGAAGUCUGGCUAGAUAAUAAUCUCAAAAUGUGGCACCAGGAUAAUCAAGACAAGCUUAAAAGUAUGGAGAGAGGCCAUGAAUAUGAAGUCUUUGGGAAAAUGUUUCAUUCAGGCAUUAACUUUGAUCAUUUAGGAAUGAGAUCCCAUAAAUGUGGCACAGGUGAAAAAAGUUUGAAACAUCCUUUUGAUUUUCUUAUUCCAAAAAGUAACUGUGAAAGAAAAAAACUUGAUGAGCUUAAUAAGAAAUUACUAUUCUGUAUCAAGCCUGACAAAACCUGUGGUGGAAUAAAAUACUCUGAUUGCAGUAAAUGUAGAAAAGUCAGCAGUAAAGAGCCAGGGCUCAUUACAAACCAAAUAGCACAUACAGGAGUCUGUUUAUGCAUGGAAUGUGGUAAGGUUUUUAACAAAAAGUCACAGCUCAUUAUACAUCAGAGAACUCAUACAGGAGAGAAGCCCUAUGGAUGCCAUGACUGUGGGAAAGCCUUCUCCCAGAAGUCAUUACUCACUAUUCAUCAAAGGACUCAUUCAGGAGAAAAGCCAUAUGGGUGUGGUGAAUGUCAAAAAGCUUUCAGCAGGAAGUCACUGCUUGUUUUACAUCAGAGAACUCAUACGGGAGAGAAGCCCUAUGGCUGCAGGGACUGUGGGAAGUCCUUUAGUAGGAAGUCACAGCUUCAAAGGCAUCAGAGAACCCACACAGUAGAGAAGCCCUAUGGCUGCAAUGACUGUGGGAAGGCCUUCUCCCAGAAAAUAAGGCUUAUUACACAUCAGAGGACACACACAGGGGAGAAGCCCUACAAAUGUAGUGAUUGCGGAAAAGCCUUCUUUUGGAAGUCACAGCUUAUUACUCAUCAGAGGGUUCAUACAGGGAAGAAACCGUAUGCAUGUAGUGAGUGUAAAAAAGCCUUCAGCAGGAACUCACUCCUCAUUAGGCAUCAGAGGAUCCACACAGGAGAGAAGCCCUAUGAAUGCAGUGAAUGUGGUGAAGCCUUCAUCAGAAAACCGCAACUUGUCAAACAUCAAAUGACUCACACAGGAGAGAAGAACUAUCAGUGCAGGAACUGUGAAGAAGCCUUCUUUAAGAAGUCAGAACUAAUUAGACAUCAGAAAGCUCAUUUAGGAGAAAAACCCUAUGGAUGUGUUGAAUGUGGAAAAACCUUCUUUGGGAAGUCACAGCUCCUGACACAUCAGAGAACUCACACCGGAGAGAAACCUUAUGAAUGUGGUGCCUGUGGGAAAGCCUUCACCCAAAAGUCCAGCCUGGUAUCUCAUCAGAGGACACACACAGGGGAGAAACCCUAUGAGUGCAGCGAGUGUGGGAAAGCCUUCAGUGAGAAGUCAAGCCUCAUUCACCAUCAGAGAACCCACACUGGAGAGAAACCCUUCGAAUGCAGUGAGUGUAGGAAAGCUUUUGCCUGGAAGCCACAGCUUCUUAGGCAUCAGAGAAUUCAUACAGGGGAGAAACCCUAUGAAUGCAGUGAGUGUGGGAAGGCAUUUGUUCAGAAAGUACAGCUCAUUAAGCAUCAGAGAAAUCAUACAGGAGAGAAGACCUAUGGAUGCAGUGAUUGUACAAAAGCUUUCUUUGAGAAGGCGCAGCUCAUUAUACAUCAGAGGAUUCAUACAGGAGAGAGACCCUAUAAAUGUGGGGAAUGUGGGAAAUCUUUCACUAGAAAGUCGCACCUUAUGAGGCAUCAGAGGAUCCAUACAGGAGAUAAAUGCUAUAGAUGCAGUGAAUGUGGGACAGCCUUCCACAGGAAGGCACAGCUCCUGAUACAUCAGAGAAGUCAUAUGCUGUAGACACGGGGCGGGUGCGGUGAGUAUGGGGAGUCUGCCAUCAGGUGUCAGGCCCCUCACACUCCAAGGACACGUACAGGAGAGAAACCCUGUCACUGCAGUGACUGUCUCACCAUACAGAAUUCAGAAAGAGAACUUUUUUUAAGUAGGCAAUAUAGGAAAGCCUUCUCCCAGAAAACAAAACUUAUUACAUAUUGAUGGCUCCUCAGUGUGGAAAUCUUAUCAGUAUUGUGAUAAGUACAGACCUUUCAGUCAAAAGUGACAGCCUGUUAAAUACUUAGAAGACCUAAACAGGAGAAAAACUCAAUUGUUAUAACAAGUAAGUGAAAGAUUUCACCGGGAAAGGGUAACUCAGAGUACACUAGAGAAUACAUACACAAAGGAAAUACUGAGUAUUAUAUAUUAGAGAUCUCAUGCAGAGGAGUAGUUCUAAUAAUUUGAAGAAUUUGAUAAGCAUGAUCCUAUUAAAAUAAUUCUAAAAGGAAGAUGUGUGCAUUGUAUAUAAAUUAUUUUAAGAAAAUAGGCAUUUUAAAGUGGUAGCUGUGUUUUACGUGUGAAAACUUCUGCUUUCUGCUAUGGUGCUAUAGGAAGAACCAGAUAAACUCUACUGCCUUAAGCAGCUAGAAACCGUACCAUUUAUGAAAUAGUGGUUUUUUAGACAUAUGUCAAACACAGGUUUGUGAUCCCUGGCAGGAGGUGGACAAGGUGAGGAGAGCCCCACGACUGCCCAGCCUAGACCCUGGGGGCAGCAUCCAGGCUGCAGGUCAGGGAGGGGAAUGAACGUGGUCCUGCUGGACUGAAGAGAGUUGCCGAGUUGGCGUCUGGGGAGCCCUGGUGGCUAGAAUUUGCAGGGAAAAGUGCUGGAUAGGAAGGAGCUUCCCAGAGAGGGCCUGCAGAAAUCCUCAAUGAGUCCCCCCUUGAGUCUGUGGGCUUUAGUGCUGAUUCACACGUGUGUGGAAGGAAGCUGAGACCAUGAGAGUGGCACUGGGGAGCAGUGAGCUGGGCGAGCCCUGGAGCUCAGCGCAGGCGGGGACAGUUCACGUUCCCACCAGCCAUACAAAAGCACGUGGGCAUCAAGAGAGUUCCCAGAACAAUAUUGUCUUGGUGGGGAGGGUAACUAACCCUAGAUUAAAAGCUACUCUACCCACAGUGACUGACGUCCAAACACUUACCUGGCAUGCCAAGGGGCAGGAACAUAUGACUUGUAACCAGGAGGAAAAUCAGGCAGUAGAAAGAGAAAAGACUGAAGUGAUUGGAAUUAGUAGACAAGGAUGUUCAAAUAGCUAUUGUAAGUAUAAAGUAGAGGAAAACAUGAAUUUGAUGACACAUGAGUGGAAGAUAUAUUUUUAAAAGCUCAAAUGGAACUUCUCAGGAUGAAAACAACAUCUGUAAAUUAAAAAAAAAAACUGGAUGGAAUUAAGAACAUAUUAGACAUAGAAGAAGGAAAACAAUGAAUUUGAACAGUAAGUAUAAAAAUUAUCCAGGUGAAUGAUACACACAGAGAGAAAAUGACUGGGGGGAAAGGAGAACAGGGAAUUAGUUACUGUGGUGUAACACACAUGGAAUGGGAGGUCCAGAAAGAGAGGAGGGAGAAAAAGGAUUUGGAUAAACGAUGGCUGAAAAAUAUCCACAUAUGAUGAAAAGUAUAACUCGACAUAUUCAAUAAGCUCAAAGGACCCAACACCUAAGAAACAUAAAGAUGCCAAUGGACAUCAUCGUCAAAUUGAUGAAAACCGGUGUUAAAGAGAACGAUUGUAAAAUGUCUGGAGAAAAAGACACAACGCGUUCACAGAACAAAGAAUAACAACAUACUUCUGGUCAGAAACUAUGCAAACUAAAAGACAGCAGAGUGACAUCAUUAAAUUAUGAAAGAUAUAAAAGAAACCCCUGCAACCUGGAGUUCAGUUGCCUGUCGAAAACAUCUUCCAAAAGUGAAAGCAAAAAAGACU